Molecule: messenger RNA, 4094 nt
Organism: Pollicipes pollicipes
Lineage: Eukaryota; Metazoa; Arthropoda; Thecostraca; Pollicipedomorpha; Pollicipedidae
Product: formin-like protein
Exons: 19
Coding region: 355-3537 (1060 amino acids)
Biological process (GO): cell migration; regulation of cell shape; cortical actin cytoskeleton organization
Cellular component (GO): cytosol
Molecular function (GO): actin filament binding; small GTPase binding
Source: RefSeq, a predicted model, not a curated record
UUUCCCGCUGUGUGGUGUAGUGGUGGGGAGGGUACGGUGGUGUUGCGAAGGUAUAUAUAUGGGAUUCGCUGUGUAUUUUCGGCGUUAGAUGUCAUUUAUGUGCAUGGAAGCGGGACUUAAGUAACCUCUUUAAUACAAAUGGUAGGACUGUGAAAGUCACAGGACACCUUACUAAGUUUUAGCGACGAAGAAGUGCUGCAACCAGCGGUUGACAUAGGCUCCUUAGAUUUAACUUGCAUUGUCAUCUGUGGUUAUUGUGAAGGGACGAGCGGUAUCAAAGGUUGAGUGCAGGGUAUUUGUCUGUACAAAGCUGUGCAAAAUUUUCCCUGGCUAGACAUUUUGAAGAGCCUAACAAUGGGAAAUUCAUCAAGUUCAUCUGCCAAAGAAAAGGAUGCUCCUGCGAUGGACAAACAAUCAAGCAAUUGCUCUAAUAUAGUGACAGGGACAGUACCAACAUCUGCAGCAAUGAAGUUUCCCAUGCCUGAUAUAGAAACUCUAGAAGACAAAUUCAGCAAAGUCCUGGCUUCGAUGGAUCUGCCACCUGACAAGGCGAAGGUCUUACGACAGUACGAUAGUAGCCGCAAAUGGGAGAUGAUUUGUGACCAGGAACGGGUAUCAGCCAAACAGUCACCGGCGUAUUACCUGAACAAGCUGCGCACGUACCUGGACCCGAAGGCCUCCAGGAGUCACAGGAAGCGACGGCUGAUGGGCGACUCGACGUCCACCCAGGUACUGCGCGACCUCGAAAUUUCGCUGCGCACCAACCACAUCGAAUGGGUGCAGGAGUUCCUGGACAAGCACAACGCGGGCCUGGAGGUGCUGGUCGACUACCUCUCGUUCCGACUGAUGUUGAUGCGGCACGAGCAGCGCGUGACGCAGCAGCUGGAGGAGGAGGAGACGGAGGCGGAGGCGGAGGCGCUGCCGCGGUUUGAGCGUGUCACCUGGGCGCGGCAGAGCUACAUUGGCCAGCUGGACACGCUAAAGCUGAAGCGGGCCUCGCGACACAUGAGCAAGCUGAACAUGGGCGACACCAAGGACGACAUCCACGUCUGCAUCAUGUGUCUGCGGGCCAUCAUGAACAACAAGUACGGCUUUAACAUGAUUAUUGAACACCAAGAGGCCAUCAACAAUAUCGCCCUCAGCCUUAACCACAAGAGCUUACGCACCAAAGCGCUGGUACUGGAGCUGCUGGCCGCCAUCUGUCUGGUGAAGGGCGGCCACCAGAUCAUCCUGGGCGCAUUCACUAACUUCAAGGAAGUGUGCGCCGAAGAGCGCCGCUUCCAGACGCUCAUGAAGUACUUCGUCCAGUUCGAGGUCUUUCAAAUCGAGUUCAUGGUGGCCUGCAUGCAGUUCGUCAACAUCGUGGUGCACUCGGUGGAGGACAUGAACUUUCGCGUGCACCUGCAGUACGAGUUUUCCAUGCUGGGUCUGGACAGCUACUUGGAGAAGCUGCGCCAGACGGAGAGCGAGGAGCUGCAGGUCCAGAUCUCGGCGUACCUGGACAACGUGUUCGACGUGGCCGCGCUGAUGGAGGACUCGAUGACUAAGGCCGCCUACAUCGAGCGGGUGGAAGAGCUGGAGUCUGAGCUGGCGCAAACGCAGGAGGAACUGCAGGAGGCCGAGGCGCGGGCGCUGCAGAAGGUGGCCGACGCCGAGCUGGCAGCCGCUGAGGUCCGCCGAGAGCGUGACCAGCUGCUGGAGCAGGCGCAGCAGAUCACGGAGGAAGUCACCACCCUGCGCCGUGCCGUCACCGAGAAAGAGGAGGAGUCACAGCAGCGGCAAUCAAUGCUGGAGACGAAGAUCCAGGAGCUGGAGACGCUCUCCAAGACGCCGCAGCCGGCCACCGGGGCCGGCGGUGCGGUGGCGCCGGUGGACUCGGUGGCCGCCCCGCCAGCAUCAGCUGCACCGCCCCCUCCUCCGCCUCCACCUCCACCACCACCGCCGCCGCCGCCGCCGCCGCCGCCGCAACCGCUGGGACGGGGCGGACCGCCGCCGCCCCCGCCGCCGCCCGGCCAGCUGCAGCUGCCGGCCGACAGCUCGCUCACCAUCAAACGCCGCCUGCAGACGAAAUACAAGCUGCCAACGCUCAACUGGACGGCGCUCAAGCCGAACCAGGUGCGUGGAACCGUCUUCAACGACCUUGACGACGAGAAAAUGCUGGCCGUGAUCGACUUCGGCGAUUUCGAGGAGAACUUCAAGAUUGGCACUAGCGUGCUGGCGAACGGCUCUGCAGACGGGACAGACGGCCUGGCGACGCUCGGCAGCAAACGGAUGAAGCGCCCCGAGCGCACCUCCCUGCUGGAGCACACGCGGCUGAGGAACAUAGCCAUAUCCCGGAGAAAGCUGGACCGGCCGGUGGAGGAGGUAGUCAGGUCCAUCAACCUGCUGAGCCUAAAGGAGCUGCCGCUGGAGCUGGUGGAGCUGCUCCAGAGGAUGGUACCCACCGAGGAGGAGACCAAGCUGUACCGUCGGUACGAGGCGGACAAGAAGGACGUGUCGGCCCUGACAGACGAGGACCAAUACCUGAUCCAGCUGUCGCGCGUGGAUCGGCUGGCCAACAAGCUGGCCGUCAUGGCCUACAUGGGAAACUUCUUCGACAACAUGCACCUCAUUCAGCCGCAAAUCCACGCUGUGGUGGCCGCCUCCAACUCUGUGAGCCACUCGAAGCGGUUCCGACGCGUGCUCGAGGUAAUCUUGGCCUUCGGCAACUACAUGAACAGUGCCAAACGUGGCCCGGCCUACGGCUUCAAGCUGCAGUCGCUGGACAACCUGACGGACACCAAGUCGACGGACCGACGGCGCUGCCUGCUGCACUACAUCGCGCAGACUAUCCACGAGCGCGUCCCGGAGGCGGUCGGCUUCGAAGCCGAGCUGACGUUCGUCGAGAAGGCGGCCCAGGCGUCGCUGGAGAACCUCGGUGCAGACGUGCACGAGCUGGAGAAGGGCAUGGAGACGGCGCGGCGCGAGAGCUUCGUGCGGCAGAAUGUCAAAGACGAAGCCAUGAAGGUGACUCUGCGCGACUUCGUGGGCAACGCCGAGGAGAAGCUGCGACGGGUGCGGGCCGAGUACACGUCUGCGCAGGAAGCGUUCAGCCGCGUAGUGGAGCUGUUCGGCGAGAGCACACGCACCACCAACACCACCACCUUCUUCGCCACGCUCAGCCGCUUUGUGAAGGCCUUCCAGAACGCCGUGAAGGAGAACGAGCAACGCCGGAAGCUGGAGGCGGCGGCCACCGCCGCGGCAGCGGCGCAGAGCGACAACAACAACGUCACCAACGUGGCCAAGCGCAACAAGAUCAAUGUCAAGAAACAGCAGGGCGAGGUGAUCCAGGAGCUGGAGACGCGCGCGCAUGGAGGCGACGUCCGCGAGAAGAAGCUGCUUGGCCAGGAGGAGGUGUACCACGGUGCGCUCGAGGACAUCCUGCUGGGCCUGAAGAACGAGCCGUACCGGCGCGCCGACGCUGUCCGCCGCAGCAGCCAGCGCAAGCGCGCCGAGACGGCCCGGCUGUCUCGUGGCUUCGAUCCCCUGGACGUGUGACGGGCCAGCCGCGGCCGCCGGCGGCCUACGCGCCGCCGGCUUCAUCUGUGAUAGCGCGCGCCCGGACAGUGCCGCGUGUAGUCAUCCAGUGGCUUAGCGUCGUGCCAUAGGCGUUUUGUUCCCAGUGAAGUGGUGAUUGGUGAGUGAGUUACGGAGGGCGGAUGUGAUGUGGCGCCAGUGUCGUUUUGCGAGUUGCUGUUGUUGGAGGUAGUGAUGGUCCACCGGCGGGACCGGAGGUCCCCGUGUGUGCGGACCGGGACCACGGUCGUCUGUACCUCGAUGACCGCGUCCGGCGGCGGGCGACGACUCGCGGCCGUGUUUUGUAUCUCCGCGAGAACACACCGUCACUGAGCCGCCCAUUCCUGAGUUCAGAUAAGCUGAAGGAAAUGGUGGGCCGGGCUGUAGACGGCGUGUAACGUGGAAAGACUAGAUUAAAGCUGCCUUCCCAAAGACAAAGCGUUUGCUGUAUGUUGGUCACAUCAAGUUCUUGAAUGUAUGCGUUGAUUCAGAAAUGAAUACGCGUAAACGAUUUACGGUAAUGCGGUUGUUUCUAUGGU